AUGUCUCGUACUGAAAAACUAUACGUCCUCUAUGGAUCUCAAAUGGGAAAUUCCGAAGGUGCUGCCAGGGAGUUUUGCAACUUGAUAAAAUCCACCUACAAUGACGACUUUUUUGCAAAACACAAGUUGCCCUCCUUGGAGGUGGAAACUACUUGCAUUCAGCUCGAUGAUUUCUUGGAAGUAAAGCAUGCGGAUUAUACCAAAUGUCUAGUGAUUUUUGUAUCCUCUUAUGGAGUUGGUCAAGCUCCCUUGGGCUCCUAUCGAUUCCGCGAUCUCUGUGACGAGUUCCUUACGAACGACGGAAGUAACACUAACAUUUUGACUGGCUUAAAGUAUGCCAUUUGCGGUCUUGGCGAUUCCAACUAUACCACCUUUCUCAAGAAUCCCACCACCAUUGAUCAAGGACUGCAAAAAGCUGGAGCCAAACGCCUUGGGGAAUUGGCCAAGUGCGAUGCUAGCGCCAUGGGAGAACAGGCCCAAGACAAGGUCAUUCAAAAAUGGUCCAAGGAUAUGUUGUUGCCACUGGCCAAGGCCCUGGCUGCUACAGAGGAGGUGGAUACUGCCAAAAUGCAAGCCGAAACAAUUCCACUCAUGGUCAAGCUAGAUCCCGACUAUACACCACCCAAUGCUGCCAGCAAGGGUGGUUCAGAUAUGUGUACCUAUAUUGGAAUUGGGGCUGUAGUCGUUGGAGGAUUGGCGAUUGUUGCCAGUCAAUACAUGUAG
Molecule: messenger RNA, 723 nt
Organism: Cylindrotheca closterium
Lineage: Eukaryota; Bacillariophyta; Bacillariophyceae; Bacillariales; Bacillariaceae
Source: the annotation of a GenBank genome assembly